AUGGCCGACUACGAGGACGAGUACGACUACGAAAACUACGGCGAGGAUGAGGAGGAGGGCAUCACCCCCGAGGACUGCUGGACCGUCAUCUCGUCCUUUUUCGAGACCAAGGGCCUCGUCUCCCAGCAGACGGACUCGUUCGACGAGUUCACCCAGACGACUAUUCAGGACCUGGUCAACGAGUACUCGACGAUCCAGCUCGACCAGCCGAACCCGCCCUCGCCCAACGGCACCAAGAUUGCCCUGCGCCGAUAUGAGAUCAAGUUUGGCCACGUCAUGGUCUCGCGCCCGACUAUAUCAGAGACGGACGGUACCGUGACGUCGCUGCUCCCGUACGAGUGCAGAGACCGCAACUUGACGUACGCCAGUCCGCUGUACAUCAAGAUCACCAAAAAGGUCCACGCCGCCGUCGAGAAGGAGGUGCCCCUCCACGAGAUGACCGAUGCUCAGCAGGACGAGAUGGCCAAGACUGGAAAACCUCCCACGACCCUCAUCUGGGAGGCCGAGGAGACGGGCGAGGAUGCCGAGGAGGAAGACGAUGAGCAGAAGCACCCGGGCAAGCCAGGGAGCUGGAAGAACAUGGUCUUUGUCGGCAAGUUGCCCAUCAUGGUCAAGUCCAAGAUCUGCCACUUGAGCCGCGAGUCCGACGAGAACCUCUUCAUGGUCAACGAGUGCCCUUACGACCAGGGUGGCUACUUCGUCAUCAACGGCAGCGAAAAGGUGCUCAUCGCCCAGGAACGGUCCGCCGCCAAUAUUGUCCAGGUCUUCAAGAAGGCCCAGCCGAGCCCCUACACAUACACGGCGGAGAUUCGAAGCGCGUUGGAGAAGGGAUCCCGCCUCAUCUCCAGCCUCAUGCUGAAGCUAUAUGGCAAGGGCGACUCUGCUCGCGGUGGCUUCGGCCAGACCAUUCACACCACACUGCCCUUCGUCAAGUCUGAUCUGCCCGUCGCCAUCGUCUUCCGAGCCUUGGGAGUCGUGUCCGACGAAGACAUCCUCAACCACAUUUGCUACGACCGCAAGGACAGCCAGAUGCUGGAAAUGCUGCGUCCGUGCAUUGAAGAGGCGUUUUGCGUCCAGGACCGAGAGGUGGCCCUCGACUUCAUCGGCAAGCGUGGCAACCGAGACCAGGCCGGCCUCGGCCGUGAGAAGCGCGUGCGCGUGGCUAAGGACAUCCUGCAAAAAGAGACGCUUCCUCACAUUUCCCAGGCCGAGGGCAGCGAGACGAGAAAGGCCUUCUUCCUCGGCUACAUGGUGCACAAGCUGCUGCAGUGCGCUCUUGGCCGACGCGAGCCUGACGACCGCGAUCACUUCGGCAAGAAGCGCCUCGACCUGGCCGGUCCCCUGCUAGCGAAGCUGUUCCGUGGCAUAAUGCGCCGCAUGAACACUGAGCUCGCAAACUACCUGAGGCGAUGCGUCGAGGGCAACCGGCACUUCAACCUGGCGGUCGGCAUCAAGCCAGGCACGCUGUCCAACGGCUUGAAGUACUCGCUGGCUACUGGCAACUGGGGUGACCAGAAAAAGGCCAUGAGCUCCACUGCUGGUGUGUCGCAGGUGCUCAACCGUUACACAUUUGCCUCGACCCUGUCGCAUUUGCGGCGAACCAACACGCCCAUCGGUCGUGACGGCAAGCUGGCCAAGCCCCGCCAGCUGCACAACACGCACUGGGGCCUCGUCUGUCCGGCUGAGACGCCAGAGGGACAGGCUUGCGGUCUGGUCAAGAAUCUGUCUCUCAUGUGCUACGUCAGUGUCGGCUCGCCGGCGGAGCCGCUCGUCGAGUUCAUGAUCAACCGAGGCAUGGAGGUGGUGGAGGAGUACGAGCCGCUGAGAUACCCCCACGCGACCAAGAUCUUCGUCAACGGAGUCUGGGUUGGCGUGCACCAAGACCCCAAGCACCUGGUGAGCCAGGUGCUGGACACGCGGCGGAAGAGCUACCUCCCGUUCGAGGUGUCCCUCAUCAGAGAGAUCAGAGACCAAGAGUUCAAGGUCUUUUCCGACGCGGGACGAGUCAUGCGCCCCGUCUUCACUGUGCAGCAGGAAGACGACCACGAGACGGGCGUGGGCAAGGGACAGCUGGUGUUGACCAAGGACCUCGUCAACAGGCUUGCCAAGGAGCAGUCCGAGCCGCCAGAGGACCCGAGCAUGAAGCUGGGCUGGGAAGGCCUGAUCAAGGCUGGUGCGGUGGAGUACCUGGACGCGGAGGAAGAGGAGACAUCCAUGAUCUGCAUGACGCCCGAGGACCUGGAGCUCUACCGCCUCCAGAAGGCCGGCGUUGCAGUGGACGAUGACCCUGGCGAUGACCUUAACAAGCGGCUGAAGACGAGGACCAACCCGACGACACACAUGUACACCCACUGCGAGAUUCACCCCAGCAUGAUCCUGGGCAUCUGCGCCAGCAUUAUUCCCUUCCCGGAUCAUAACCAGUCCCCCCGUAACACCUACCAGUCUGCCAUGGGUAAGCAGGCCAUGGGCUUCUUCCUCACCAACUACUCGCGCCGCAUGGACACCAUGUCCAACAUCCUCUACUACCCCCAGAAGCCGCUAGCCACCACGCGGUCAAUGGAGUUCCUCAAGUUCAGAGAAUUGCCCGCAGGCCAGAAUGCGAUAGUAGCCAUUGCUUGCUACUCGGGCUACAACCAGGAAGAUUCCGUCAUCAUGAACCAGAGCAGCAUCGACCGCGGCCUCUUCCGAAGUCUCUUCUUCCGCUCGUACUCGGACCAGGAGAAGAAGGUCGGUCUCAACUACACCGAGGUGUUUGAGAAGCCGUUCCACCAGAGCACACUGCGGAUGAAGCACGGCACAUAUGACAAGCUCGAUGAAGACGGCAUUGUCGCUCCUGGUGUCCGUGUGUCCGGAGAGGACAUCAUCAUCGGAAAGACGGCGCCGAUCGACCAGGAGAGCCAGGACCUGGGUACGCGCACCAUGGUGCACCAGAGACGCGACAUCUCCACGCCGCUGCGAAGCACUGAGAACGGCAUCGUCGACUCGGUCAUCGUCACGGUCAACGCGGACAAUGUCAAGUACGUCAAGGUGCGGGUGCGGACAACCAAGGUGCCGCAGAUUGGCGACAAGUUUGCGUCUCGACACGGUCAGAAGGGAACGAUUGGUGUCACGUACCGACAGGAGGACAUGCCCUUUACGCGGGAAGGCGUCACGCCCGACAUCAUCAUCAACCCGCACGCCAUCCCGUCGCGAAUGACGAUUGCUCACUUGAUUGAGUGUCUCCUUAGUAAAGUUUCCACGCUGGAGGGCAUGGAGGGUGAUGCCACGCCGUUCACCGACGUCACGGUGGACUCGGUGUCGGAGCUGCUGCGCAAGCACGGGUACCAGUCUCGCGGCUUCGAGAUCAUGUACAACGGACACACCGGCCGCAAGCUGAGGGCGCAGGUCUUCUUCGGGCCGACGUACUACCAGCGCCUGCGCCACAUGGUGGACGACAAGAUCCACGCGCGAGCCCGCGGGCCGGUGCAGAUCAUGACGAGGCAGCCCGUGGAGGGUCGCGCGCGAGACGGUGGUCUCCGAUUCGGAGAAAUGGAGCGUGACUGUAUGAUUGCUCACGGUGCCGCGGCCUUCUUGAAGGAGCGACUGUUUGAGGUGUCGGACGCGUUCCGAGUCCACAUUUGCGAGAUUUGCGGACUCAUGACGCCGAUUGCGAACCUUUCCAAGCAGUCGUUCGAGUGCCGGCCUUGUAAGAAUAAGACCAAGAUUGCACAGAUCCACAUCCCGUACGCCGCCAAGCUCCUGUUCCAGGAGCUGCAGUCGAUGAACAUUGCGGCGAGGAUGUUUACGAACCGCUCGGGCGCGUCGGUGCGCUAA
Purpureocillium lilacinum is the source of this 3813-nucleotide messenger RNA. Its product is annotated as DNA-dependent RNA polymerase II. NCBI's taxonomy places the organism in Eukaryota, Fungi, Ascomycota, Sordariomycetes, Hypocreales, Ophiocordycipitaceae. Gene Ontology annotation, molecular function: DNA binding; ribonucleoside binding. Gene Ontology annotation, biological process: DNA-templated transcription. Gene Ontology annotation, cellular component: RNA polymerase II, core complex. The record is from RefSeq and is a predicted model, not a curated record.